This is a messenger RNA of Penicillium samsonianum, 1035 nucleotides long. RefSeq lists its product as uncharacterized. NCBI's taxonomy places the organism in Eukaryota, Fungi, Ascomycota, Eurotiomycetes, Eurotiales, Aspergillaceae. The record is from RefSeq and is a predicted model, not a curated record. The coding region runs from base 1 to 1035 and encodes 344 amino acids. The transcript is spliced from 3 exons.
AUGAAGGCCUUUGUCACUUUUGCAGCUUUUGCAGCCGGUGCUGAUGCCAUUAUCGGCCGCACUAGUAGCUGCUGUUUCCACCUUACGGCCCCCAACGGCUCCCCUGUCGGCCAACUUAGCGACGGUCAGAAUCGAAUUGGCGACAAUAGUCUGACUGCUGCGGAGUUUUGUAUUACCCCCGACGGCUCUAUCACCGAUGGCAACGGGCGUGGCUGCAUUCUCACUCCACCAACCACCCAGUUCCAGUGUGACACAGGUGCCACUCCUACCCCGGGAUUCUCUAUCAACUCUUCUGGUUUGCUAGUGUUUAACGGAAGCUCUACAUUCAUCGCCUGUCAAACUGGCCAGAACGGUGGUGAGAACAUCCACACCGCCGAACCCUUCGACCUGGGCAUGUGUUCCAAUGUCGAACUGAAGGCCGACUCAUGCUUUACCUCUACCUCCAGCUCUACCUCUACUACCUCCAGCUCUGCCUCUGCUACCUCCGGCUCUGCCUCUGCUACCUCCGUCUCUGCCUCUGGGUCAUCUACCUCUUCAGCAAGUAAUAACUGUCCCACCACACUGACGGCAGGCAAUUUCGAAUUCCCGCACUUGAUCGUCCCUAUUGACUCAAGCUCCCCUGACACUGCUGGAGGGACCAAGUUCAACGGUGUGGUGUCCUCGGACAUCUCAACCAUAUUCAACUUCGACAUUCCCCAGUCUGACUCUGGCAGGAUGUGCAGUCUUGUUUUCCUGUUCCCCAAGCAGGCCGAUCUCCAAACAUCGUCGUUCAACUUUACCGGCGAUGGUAAAGUUGAGGUUGAUGAGCUAUCCAAGGCGGCUACCACCUCAACUACCUUUAAUAAUGCUCCAUCUGUUUCCAAGAACUUAGGUGAUAUAACUGUUUCACCUGGUAAUUCGUUUGUUAUCUCGACCUUUUCGUGCCCUGCUGGCCAAACGGUAGCCUUCGAGAUGAAGAAUGCUGGCAGUACUAACCUUGAAUUCUUUGAAGAUUUCAAUCCCUCUCCUAUUGGCCUAUUCAUCACUGUGUGCUGA